ACACAUGGCUGUCUCAGCUGUACGAGUUCCUCAGGUCUUCAACAUCUUUUGGCACAGAAAUGAAAUGACCCGAGUAUUUCUUCUGCCUCCCUCAUAUCCCCCCACACUGGACCGCUUCCUCUUCCUCUUCCUCCUCCUCCUCCUCCUCCUCCUCUCCACAGGAUGGGCAGGGACACUCACAGUAGAGACACAACCACAGAAACACCAAGACGACUGCAGACGUUGAAUCACAGGAUUACCACAAAACACUGCUGACGGUGGAGCCUGGACGCCCAGAAGGAACCACACCACAAACUGGACCAACAGGGACCCCGGAGAGGCCGGGGGCACCACACCAGUACAGGACCAGUAGUCCAGUCCAGGUCCUCAGACCAGACCAGCAGAACCAGACCAGCAGAGGACAUCGAAGCAGUUGGAUGGGCCUCCAGACGACAGCCCCAUGCCUCUGAGUCCGGCUGCUGACACCAAGCAUGAUCGCCCACGCCAACAGGCGGUUACCAAUGGCAACCAGACAGGUUCCACUGUCACUCGGGACGACGAAGGCGAGGACACGCCCCCUGGAAACAGCGUGGUUGUCCGCAUCGGAAUCCCCGACUUGCAACAGACAAAGUGUCUGCGUCUGGACCCAGAGCUGCCGGUCUGGAUCAGUAAGCAGAGAGUUCUGGUCACAUUGACGCAGUCGCUGUCUGACGUCUUGAACUAUGGCCUUUUCCAACCUGCGUUCAAUGGCCGAGCCGGAAAGUUUCUGGAUGAAGAAAGAAUCCUGAAAGAAUACCCGCUGCCCCCCAUCACCCCCAUCCCAUACCUAGAGUUCCGUUACAAGAAGCGAGUUUACACCCAAAGUUACGUGGAUGACAAACAGCUAGCCAAGCUACACACCAAGGCCAAUCUGAAGAGGUUUAUGGAACACGUGCAUCAGAAGAACGUGGAGAAGGUUUCUAGAUGGUUGGAAAAAGGCUUGGAUCCAAACUUCCAUGACUCGGAGACUGGAGAGUGUCCUCUGACUCUGGCAGUUCAGUUGGAGGACAGUUGUGAGUUGAUUAAAGUUCUUCGUAGCGGUGGAGUUCAUCUGGACUUCAGGACCAGAGACGGCAUCACGGCUCUACACCGAGCAGUGUUGUGUAGGAACGCCCCCGCCCUCACCACUCUGCUGGAUCUGGGAGCGUCUCCAGACUAUAAGGACAGCAGAGGACUGACGCCUCUCUACCACUCCGCCAUGGUGGGCGGCGCCCCCUACUGCUGUGAGCUUUUACUGCAGGACCACGCCACAAUCGGGAUAACAGAUGAGAAUGGAUGGCAAGAAAUCCACCAGGCCUGUCGUCAUGGUAACGUGCAGCAUCUGGAGCACCUGCUGUUUUACGGAGCUGACAUGAGUUCCCAGAAUGCAUCAGGAAACACUGCACUGCACCUGUGUGCUCUCUACAACCAGGACAGCUGUGCCAGAGUGCUGCUGUUCAGAGGAGCCAGCAAGGACACAAAAAACUACAACAACCAGACGGCCUUCCAGGUGGCAAUCAUUGCAGGAAACUUUGAUCUGGCAGAAAUCAUAAAGAUCCACAAAACCUCAGAUGUUGUUCCUUUCAGAGAAAGCCCCUCCUACACAAAGCGUCGUAGAAUGGGUGGAGUCAGAACACCAGGUGGGAGUGGCCUGUCAUCCCCUCGCUCUCUGAUUCGCUCAGCCAGUGAUAAUGCUCUGGAGAGUCCCGCCUCCUCCCCUGGCCCCUCCCUCCACAGCCUGGAAACACACCAUGACACACACACUCAUUCCCUAAGACGUCACACACGGAGGCUAAGUCCUAGUGGAGGUGGGGGGGGUCAUGGGGAGUCCAGUCCUCCUCCGUCUCCUCCUGCAGCUACUCAGUCGAUGAAGAGGAGGCUUUAUAGUGCCGUGCCGGGCAGGACCUUCAUCGCCACGCGCUCUCACACGCCAGGGGGGCUGGGCGAGAUCCACCUCCACCGAGGAGAACGAGUGAAAGUUCUGUCCAUAGGGGAAGGAGGCUUCUGGGAAGGCAGUGUUAAAGGAAGGACUGGCUGGUUCCCCGCUGAUUGUGUAGAAGAAGUCCAGAUGAGACAGUACGACCCACGACUGGAAACAAGAGAAGAUCGGACAAAGAGGCUGUUCAGACAUUACACUGUGGGAUCCUAUGACAACUACACUUCCUACAGUGAUUAUGUGAUAGAGGAGAAAACAGCGGUGCUUCAGAAGAGAGAGAGUGAAGGAUUCGGUUUUGUCCUGAGAGGUGCCAAAGCUGAGACACCCAUCGAAGAGUUUGCCCCCACCCCUGCUUUUCCUGCCCUGCAGUACCUGGAGUCUGUCGAUCAAGGGGGCGUGGCCUGGAGGGCGGGGCUAAGGACUGGAGACUUCCUGAUAGAGGUCAACAAUACUGAUGUGGUGAAGGUGGGUCACAGACAGGUGGUGGCGCUGAUCCGGCAGGGAGGAAGCCGGCUGCUGAUGAAAGUGGUUUCUGUGACCAGAAAAACUGACUCCAACCUCCUGAGGAAGAAAGCACCGCCUCCUCCGAAGAGAUCUCCCAGCACCUCUCUGACACUUCGCUCCAAAUCACUGACCGCUGACCUGGAAGAGAUAGAGAAACUGGAUGAAAUUCUGGCGGGAAGUCCACAGGAAGUGGUUCUGAGGCCCCGCCCACCAGACGCUGAUCUCAGAGCAGCGACCGUCAAACAGAGACCGACCAGCCGCCGAAUCACACAGGCUGAGAUUAAUUCAUUGUUUGAGCGUCAGGGUCUAGCACCCCCGACAUCUGUAGAGAAGAGCACCAUGCCUCUGCCCAGAGGAAUGUCCAGAACCAAGUCCUUUGGAACCCCUGAAGAUGACAGAAUCACCACUCUAAUUAGUGAAAACCGCUUCCCACGGAGCUCCUCUUUGACAGACAGCUUCAUUCCACCUCCCCCUCAGUCUGCACCUCCACCCCCUCCCUCCUCCCUCUACCUGCUGGAUACUGGACCCCCCCCAGCCUUUCUGCCUCCGCCUCCCCCAGCCAGAGGCGAGGGCCUUAACUGUUCCAGUUUCAAGCCGGGGGCAGAGCCGAGGCUCCAGGAGCUCUCUGAUUUGGCAACCAGGAGCCACGCCCAUGCAGAGCGGCAGAGGAAGGCGAGAUCGAUGAUCAUUCUUCAGGAUUCACCGACUCUACAACCAGAUGCCAAUGCCUCCACACACACACCAACACACACCUCCACUCUCUCUCUCCACCCCACAAGCCCUGCCCUAGGCCACUCCCCUCUGGCACGACGCCGAGGCCGACCAAUAGAAAACCCAUAUGCUAAUGUUGGUCAGCAGGCCCCACCCAGUAAACCCCAGAGAAGGAAGUCACCUCUGCUGAAACAACUUCCAGUAGAGGAGCAGGGCUCUGGGACCAAAGACCAGGACGGUGUGUCUAAAUCCGAUGUGGGGGGGUCCAUCAGCCCCAGCAGGGCGGAACUGUACCAACAGCAAGUUCUUUCUGAGCGUGCUCGGGUCCAGGGUCGACGUUCAUCCCUCUUCCUGUCUGUGGAGGGGGCGGGGUCUGAAAACCAAGCCCCGCCUCUUCUGACUCAGAGCCAUUCAAUGGAUGAUCUUGGGGAAUUGCCCCCUCCUGCUCCUGUCCUCUCCCCCUCCCCCUCUCCCCACACCUUCCUCCACCCACUGACGGGGAAACCUCUGGAUCCAUCCUCUCCACUCGCGCUGGCUCUUGCUGCACGAGAACGAGCGCUCACCGCCCGCACACCGAGUCCUGAGCCCAGAACAAAGCACGCCUCCACCAGCCCGUCCCCAGCUGCGAGUCCCGACACCAGACAUAAACGCACCCCCAUUGCCUCCCCUCAGGGCAGCCCUGAACCCCGAACCAAGCGCUCCACCCCUCAGAUGAGCCCAGAGCAACGAAGCAAACGCACCACUCCCCAAACGAGUCCUGAACUGAGACAUAAACGCAUAACCCCGCCCCUUUUCCCAGACGGACAGGUGGAGCGCCCAGAAACAGAGGGAGGAGUGACAUCACCGGCCGGCCCUUCCCCUGAGCGCUGGAGACCCACCCCAUUGCCCACAGUGAACACUGAGGGCCCAUCUGUUCUGAUUGACAGGCGCAGGAGCCUAACAGUGGGCAGUUCAGAGGAAGAAGGCGGGGCUUACACCGUGACCCUCCCGCCUGCCUUGUUAUCAUCCAGUGAUGAGGAGACAAGGGAGGAGCUUCGACGGAUCGGCCUGGUUACUCCUCCUGCUGCCUUCGCCUCCCCUCCCCCUGGUCCCACCUCCCUCAGUCUGUUGUCCCGGAGAGGAGGGGAGGGGCUUCCUGAUUCAUCUGGGAGGACAGGAGAGGAGGAGGAGCUAGGAGACGACCGCCUCCUGGAUAGCUCCUCCUCUCCCAGCUCUCUGCCUCCCUCCAUCACCCUGGUGUCCCCCCCUGUUCCCUCCUCCCCUUCCUCACCUCCUGCUCAGGCCGUUGCCUCCUCAGGCUAUAAACCCCGCCUCCGGUCUCCUAUUGGCCGAGGCCGCUCAUCACUCAGAGAUCCUCUUUUAAAGCAGUCGUCAGACAGCGAUCUCCUCCCCUCUUCCUCCUCCGCCUCCUCUCCAUCUGCCAAACAGCCGCGGUACCUGUUCCAGAGGAGGUCCAAACUGUGGGGAGGGGACGACCGAGGAGACCGAGCAGGAGAGGAAGGAGGCCGCCCUGCUGCAUUGGGAGCCCAGGGAGCAGGGUCAGUUCUGGAUCUGACUAACAGGACCAUCUCGGGACUUGAACUGACGAGUAGGGGGGGCUCAGGCUUGGACAUGGCCAAUCGUCUUCAGUUGCUGAACAAAGAUAGUCAUUCUCUGGGGGAGGAGCCCAGUCCCCUCGACCCCGGGAGGAGGUCACCUGUUGGAGGUGCAAGAUGUGUGGAGGACAGUAAGGGGAGUAAAUCGUUGUUUUCCAGUCUGGGUGAACUCCACACCAUUUCUCAGAAAGGCUUUGGAGCCAGCUUCACAGUCCGACCAGGCAGUCGCUACCCUGUCACUCGCCGAAGCCCCUCCCCUUCCCCUUCCCCCUGUUCUGAAAGACCUAUAGGGCUAGGCUCCUCCCCCUCCCCUUGCCCUGAUAGGCCAGAUCUAGGCCAUGGGCGUAGCCUCACCAUCCUUAAAUCUUCUAGUCUCAGUCUACCAUCCGAGCCAAAGGAGGUUCGCUUCGUAAUGCGAAGCGCCAGUGCUCGAGCCCGCUCCCGCUCUCCCUCCCCCUCCCCCCACGCCUCCCCCUGCCCCUCCCCAGUGCUGGGGGGCCCACUGAUGGCCCUGCGGCCCUGGAGGCAGCGGCCCCUCAACCUGUGGAAUAAGUAUGAUGUUGGGGACUGGCUGGAGAGCGUGGGGCUGGCUGAGCACCGUCAGCGCUUUCAAGAACACGAGAUUGAAGGUUCCCACCUCCCUGCCCUCACCAAGGAGGAUUACGCUGAGCUGGGCGUCACCAGACUGGGACACCGCAUCAACAUUGAACGGGCUCUAAGACAGCUGCUGGAGAGCUCCACUUGACCCUUCACCCUGACCUUAUCAGCCCUGACAUCUAGUCAGAAGCUCAGGUCGGCCAUCUUGACUGGAACCUCUGAUGCAAUAGAAUCACCACAUUUUUGAUUUUGUCCCUUCCAUCAAGUGGAGCCCAAUUUCCUGUAAGGGACCUCAAUCUCAUUUUGACGAUGUUGUGCACCAACAAAAUUAGGAGCAGUUUGACUGCUGUGUGUUCAGUGCAUAUGGCUAAUGCUAAACUAACUCUCCCCAAUGCUCAUUGUGUAUUGUAAGCUUCUCUUUAGAAUAUGAUGGAUAAACAAUAUAACAACAACAACAACAACGAUAAUGAUGAUGAUGAUGAUGAUAAUCAUAGUAAUAAUAUAUAGUAGACCACAGCAACCAAAUUAUACAGAAACAGUGCAGUGAUUUAGCCAGUAUGGGGCAGAUUGACUUGUAUUUGACUUAUCGCAAAAUCAAAUUCUCCUAAAUUAAUUCACAAGAAUACAAUUGGCAAAAGCAUAUGAUGCUACGAAGCCCACUGAAACAUUUAUAUUUUUCUAAUCCAUCCGCUUAAUUCAAAAUGAUCACUGCAUGAGGUUUACAGUGUAGUCUCAUGGCUCACGCAGGAUGCAAAGCGGUCCGGUUGUUUCCAUGAUGACAGCAUCCAGCUGACAACUAGUGAAGCUUCAGCCCACAUAAUGUACGAUGAAAGGAACAAAAACUCAAGUGAAUAGCAUAUUCACUUUUUACAAUAUUGAAAAUCAGUUUGUCAGAUUAAGAAGAGAACUAUUUCAGCUAAGGACGGCACGGCAGCGCAGUGGUUAGCACAGUCGCCUCACAGCAGGAAGGCCCUGGGUUCGAGCCCCGGGGUAGUCCAACCUUGGGGGUCGUCCCGGGUCGUCCUCUGUGUGGAGUUUGCAUGUUCUCCCCGUGUCUGUGUGGGUUUCCUCCGGGGGCGCCGGUUUCCUCCCACAGUCCAAAGACAUGUAGGUCAGGUGACUCAGCUGUACUAAAUUGUCCCUAGGUGUGUGUGUGUGUGUGUGUGUGUGUGUGUGUGUGUGGGCCCCGUGAUGGGCUGGCGGCCUGUCCAGGAUGCUCCCCGCCUGCCACCCAGUGGCUGCUGGGAUAGGCUCCAGCAUCCCCGAGACCCUGAGAGCAGGAUAAGUGGUUUGGAUGAUGGAUGGAUGGAUAUUUCAGCUAAAGUCCCAACUAUUCUCGGUUAACAUGCAGUGGUGCUGCCACCUAGUGGGAAAAACGUAAACCACACCUUCAGAUGUUUAUUAUCAAAGGACCUUGACUACUGAAUUGUUACAGUAAUGAAAAACAUUGGAAAUUAAACUGAAAAAUAAUCAUUUCAAAUGAAGGAUUAACAGCUGUCCAGCUGAAGUUCCCCUAGAUCCAGUGUUGUACUGGGUCUUCAUAUAAACCUGUAAUACUUCUUAUUGCAUAAUGUAAUAUGAAACCUACUGUAUCAGAUAACAUGACCCAGUGUGUUGUAAGAUUUACUCAUCUGAAAAAGUUCUUCUGUAGCUGAAAUCUGUGUCUCGUCGCACACAGAAUCGUGCCUAAAACCACCAACUUGCACUUUGCUGAGCUCAGCCGGCUCCGGCGGGGCUGAGGCCCGACCGGCCCCUUUAUAUUCCAACCAACACAAGCUGCACACACACACACACACACACACACACACACACACACACACACACGAGGCUGUUAGCAUAGCGUUAGCAUUGUUUUGUAAACCAAAUACGUACUGGAUACACAGAGGUCAAAGUGCUGGCAGUUUAACGAGAGCCCUAGUCUGUGCUGUUGCUCUUCUCUCAGCACAGAAACCAGUUUGUCUUUACUUUCCUCUCACUCUAGAGCUGAUUCCUGUAGGAUCUGUGUUCAUUUUCACUUUACAAUAUGUCAAGCUGAUGAUUUAUAGAGGACACGUUUGUAUUCGUGUGCCAAUGAAAAUGAGUUCGUAUUAGCCUGGUGGUGAUUUUCAGCUCUGUAUGAUUUGAUAACGAGUUGAGUUUCCAGACGGUUGGGUGAUGUUGUGGAAAUGCUAAUGAUUUGUUAAUGAUUUGUUAAUGAUUUGUUAAUGAUUUGUUAAGGAUUUUGAUGUGGUGAUGAUGUGCUGUGUGUGUUUCAGGGAGAGCUGCUAACAUGCUCCGGUUUCUUACCUGCAUACUGAGGGCUGACUGUGGAUGGUGCUAUCUCUUUAAAGCCAUCUGUACAGAAAUAUGUCUUAAUCUUUACCCUUAUCUCUAUGAUUAUAACUUCUCUGCAAUGAAACCCUUAAACCAUAAAGUUCACCUUGAACCUGAACUCCGGUGUCACGUAUGCCCCCUUUACCCAAAACCCUUUGCUUGAACUCCACCAAACCCACUUUACACAAAAAUCCUUAAAACUUAAGUUUCACGUUUUUCACUUGAUUUCAAUAUUGUAUAUUAAGUGCAUGACUCGACCUCAACCUCCGGACUGUACCUACAGCUGUCCAGGUCCAGGUCCAGGUCCAGGCCCAUGUCCAGGUCCAGGUGACGCCGCCCUUCCAAAAACGGCCCAUAUGUGGAAUUUCCUCCUCGCCAUAUAGGGGCUUUGCUCCUUGCCAAAUAUGGAGGUACUUCACACCUUAUAUGGAGCUUCCGGCCCUAGAAUAUGCGCGUGAACGCCCCAUGUGGCUGCUGAUAUGCGCGCCUACGUCAGCACACAGACGGCUAUCCAGAAGAUUGUAGGUAUAAAUAAAUAGAGUAGUAAAUAAAAUAUUAUUUACAAUUUACAAUAGUUUAGUAAGCGACAGAACGGAAAGGAGACUAGAAGCGCUCCCGGUAAUGGUUUGAUCGGAGCUAAGCUUUGUGGGAAGGGAGUUGUGUUUGUUCCUCUGUUUGCUUUGGCCACACAAAUCCCGGAAACGCAGCAGGGGCCCGUUGCCGGUGCGACACGCGUUGUUCCGGGUGACGACAUCAAGCUGCGACCCUCUGGAGUUAAGAUGGCUGCCGCCCGAGGUUUAAUAACGAAGCGCGGCAGGACUUUCAAGGUUUACCACCUCGGUGGGGGGAAACAUGCAGACCUGCCGCUCCCGGAAUGCCCAGAAAAGUGCACAUAUUUGCAUUAAAAUGAGUUUUAGAUCAACUGCGCUCAAAAAAGUUACGGUAAAAUCUACCUAAAACGACCGUGAGCGGUCAGAAUGACCGCGCGUCAUUUGCGUGCUGUGCGUUGCUGUGUGCUAGCGACACACUAGCGCCCUCCAGUGCAGACAAAUAGUCUGCACUGGAUGUGUGACUGUGUGCGCCAUGUGUGGGUACAGACGCACCAUACUACCACCGAGGCGCUGCAGCAGUCCCAGGCGGUGGACAGCCGCCAUUUUACAUUGUUUAAAAUAGUAUUAAAGUUGUUA
Messenger RNA from Lampris incognitus (smalleye Pacific opah), 8840 nucleotides. RefSeq names its product SH3 and multiple ankyrin repeat domains 3b (gene shank3b). Gene Ontology annotation, molecular function: ionotropic glutamate receptor binding; synaptic receptor adaptor activity. The transcript has 26 exons. Bases 440 to 5488 code for a protein of 1682 amino acids. The record is from RefSeq and is a predicted model, not a curated record. Gene Ontology annotation, cellular component: dendritic spine; postsynaptic membrane; postsynaptic density. NCBI's taxonomy places the organism in Eukaryota, Metazoa, Chordata, Actinopteri, Lampriformes, Lampridae.